UAUGCUGCUUUCCCAGCCCCUUUGUUCAGAGACGCCGGUGGGUUGAGUCACAGACAGAGGGAGGCUGUGCUUAAUAACUAAACUAACCCACUCCACCACGUCCACUGUGGGAGACAAGAGGCCGGAGGAGACGCGUCCAAAACGCCGGUUCAUGCUUUUUUUUUUUAAAUCAGCGACAGGAAAGUUGCUUUGAAGUGUUGCUGAUGCUGCGUUCGCUGCGCGUGGAAGCUUCCGGAGCCUGAUCUCUCAGUUAUCGGCCACUGAUGGUGGAUGCAUGUCGGUGAUUUUUGAGCCCCCCCAAGAAAAACCGAGGCAGUGAGGCAGCCACCGCCUGUUUGUGUCAGUGAUUGUGUGAGUCUGUACUGCAGCUGCUGACUCCGUGCAGUUGUUUCCAUCCUCCUUUUCAACAUCUCAGCAUCCAUAUUUGCAUCCCAGGGAGUGGCUGCCACUAAAAAAAAGCCAUCCCCAUCCAGGGAGACAAAUACAAAGUUGGACUCCUUAUUUAAAUUCAACACAUGCAGCCAAACAUGGACAGUGCCGGCCUCCUCUCCCUCGUCUAGUGCCUGAUCCGCGAGGCGUCAUCUCUCAGGUCCAGGUGCGACUCCCUGCCGCCGUAGAAUGAACAUGCUCAAGUCCAGUGGACUGAAAAUCCCUGGCCGCGGGCCCAAACAUUCCAGCCCAAUGGGAAGGGGCUCAGCGGGCGGAACGUCCAGCCCCGUCGUCCCUAAAGAGAACAAUCCACUGAAGCUGACGCCGCCGCCUAAAGUCUCCGAAGAGGGCGAUGACGUUUUGGGGGACUACACGGUCGGCGAACAAGUCUGGGUCAACGGAGUCAAACUGGGAAUUAUCUCCUACCUGGGGGAGACCCAGUUCGCCCCGGGGCAGUGGGCAGGCGUGAUUCUCAAUGACCUAGUUGGCAAGAACGACGGCUCAGUGGGCGGCGUGCGCUACUUCGAGUGCCAGCCCCUCCAGGGCAUCUUUACACGGCCUUCGAAGCUCACGCGGCAGCCGGUGGGCGAGGGCAGCGACAGCCAUUCCACGGACUCACUCUCGGCCCAGAAUCAGACUCAGCAGAGCGGCACUGGCGCCCCUUCUGGCCAGAGGGUGGUGGUGACACUCAGAGAGGGCCUGCUCAACAGCGCGGUGAAAACGGGCAACGAGUCUGGGUCCAACAUGUCGGACAGUGGCUCUGUCAAGAAAGGUGGAGAUAAGGAUCUUCGAGUUGGCGAUCGAGUUCUGGUCGGAGGCUCAAAGAUGGGCGUCAUCCGCUACAUGGGCGAGACGGACUUUGCCAAAGGCGAAUGGUGUGGAGUGGAGCUGGAUGAGCCUCUGGGGAAGAACGACGGAGCAGUGGCUGGAACAAGAUAUUUCCAGUGUCUUCAAAAGUUCGGCCUCUUCGCUCCAAUCCACAAGGUGAUCCGCAUCGGCUUCCCGUCCACCAGCCCAGCCAAGGCCAAGAAGAGCAAGCGUGUGGCCAUGGGCGUGUCGUCUCUGGCCCACAGCCCCAGCAGCUCCUCCAUCAGUUCAGUCAGCUCGGUGGCGUCCUCUGUUGGCGGACGGCCGAGCCGAGCUGGACUGCUGACGGAGACGUCGUCGCGUUACGCCCGGAAGAUCUCCGGCACCACAGCCCUACAGGAGGCGCUGAAGGAGAAGCAACAGCACAUCGAGCAGCUGCUGGCCGAGAGGGACCUGGAGCGCGCCGAGGUGGCCAAAGCCAACAGCCACAUCUGCGAGGUGGAGAAGGAGAUGAGCGUCCUCAAGACGCAGCACGUCCAGUAUGUGACAGAGAAUGAGAGCACACUCCAGCAGAUCAAAGCCAUGUUGGCCAGCACACAGAAAGACAAGCUGGAACUGGCCAAUCAGCUCGAAGAAGAGAAAAGAAAAGUGGAGGACCUGCAGUUCAGAGUGGAGGAGGAGUGCAUCACUAAGGGAGACCUGGAGACACAGACGAAAAUGGAACAUGCCCAUAUUCGUCAGCUUGAGCGGAACCUGCUCCUCGAAAAGUCGAGAGCAGAGGUGCUUCAGAAAGACUUAGAGAGGAGGAGGGGGAGAUUCACUCAUGACGCAGCAGCCUUGAGGUUGGGUAAGAGAACCAAGCAAACCACGGUGGAGGAGCAGAGUCGCAUCAUGCAGCUGGAGGAGGAGCUGACCCUCAGAAGAGCCGAGGUCAAGAACCUCCAGGCCCAACUCGGAGGCGGUGAUGCCGGCUCGCUGAAGGCCGGCGACGGCGACAACGCCGGCUCCGACGCUGAGCCAGAGACGCUGCUCCUGCGCGAGCAGCUGCUGUCGGCGGGCCGCGAGCACUUCAGGGAGAGCAGCGAGCUCAAGGAGAAGUACGAGACGGCGUUGGCAGCGAGUGGGCUGGAGGUCGACUCUCUGAAGGCUGUGGUGGAGAAACAGAACCAGGAAAUCUGUGAGCUGAAGCAGAAGGUCCAGCAGGCCAACAAGGAGAACAUGGAGAUGAUGGACACCUGGAAGGCUAAAUUUGACACUUUGGUGAGUGACCACCAGCGAUCCCUGGAGGAGUUGAAGGCCACGUUGACGAGUGACUGCGUCACUGAGGGCCAGGAGCAGGACAGCCAGGAGCUGAGAGCCACGCUGGAGAGCCUGAAGAUGGAGCACCAGCUGGAGGUGGAGAAUCUCAAGGCCAAGCACAAGAUCGAAGCCGCCAUCCUGACCAAAGAGCACGAGGACCUCUGCAUCCGCCUCCAGGAGGCCAGAGACCAACUGGCCGAGGGCAACCACACCUGGAGGACUGAGGUGGAGGACCAGAGUGGGAAGCAGGCCCUGGAGGAGGCAGCCGAGAAGCUCCAGAAGGCGGAGCAGAGGCUGGCGGAGAUGGAGAGACUGCAGGUGGAGCGGGAUCGCAGCGCGCAGCAGCUGAGGGAGAGACUGGAGCUGUCGGAGAAGAAGAUGACGGAUUACCAGGCUGUGCAGAGCGCGCACGCAGAGAGUCGGGAGGAGAUCCAGAAACUGGAGGAGAAGCUCAGGGUGACGGCGAACCAGCUCCAGGCCAUCCAGGCCGACCGCUACACUUCCCAUGAUGCAAACGUCAUAGAAGACAACGAAAUUUCAGAGGAGAAGAUGAAGCUGAAACAAAAUAUCGAAGAAACGAUGGAGAAGUUGUUGAAAAGGGAAAAAGAAGUCUCGACACUCACCUCGCAGGUGGAAGCUCUCAAAUCACAGAUGGGAGCUCUGGAGAGCAAAGUUCGAGCCGGGGAGAAGAAAGCCGACAUCCUGUCCAGGGAGAAGAUGCGCGUGGAGGCGGAGCUGGAGACCAUGACCAGGAAGUCCCAUGAUGCAUCCGGGCAGCUGGUGAGCAUCAGCCAGGACCUGCUGAAGAAAGAGAGGAGCCUGAACGAACUGAGAGUGUUGCUCCUGGAGUCGCAUCGUCAUUCUCGGGACAUGGAAAAGGAUCUGAACCGGGAAGUGCGCAAGGCGGAGUGGAAGGUGAAGGAGCAGAAACUCCAGGACGACAUCAAGACGCUGCGGGAAAAACUCCUCCUACUGGGUCAGGAACGAGCGUCACCUGACCACCGGCGUCACUCCAUGCUGGAUCCGUCGGCGCCGGACUCGGAGGCAAACCGCCUGCGCCAGCGGCUGCUCAGCACAGAGGAGGCCCUGAGGAACGCGCUGGAACACAACCAGCAGGUGGACCAGCUGGUGCAGGCCAUGCGCCGGCAUCCGGAGAAAAGCCCGGCGCACGGCGCAAAUUCUGCAAAUGGGAUUCAUCAUCAGGAGUCGGGCAACACUCGAGAUGAACAACACUGAUAUGAGAAGACGAGAUGAGACGUAAGCAGAAGCGGUCCCGCGACGGACACCAGAGCGAUUUUUUCCGUUUACACUUCAAACCAAAACAGCCAAAUCUCCGCUGAAUUUUUACGUGUUGUCGCAGAAAAGCACCUAUUAGCCAAUCACAAAGUUCUAUUAAAAAAAAAUGUCACCCGCAAAGUGGGACAUGGACUUGGAAGAGAAGAGAAGACGAAAUAUCGGUACAACUGCUGAGAACUCGCAGUGCGAUGCCGACAACUUUGACGAAGUAAUGUUUAAAAAAAAAAUAAUAAUAAAAAAAAUACAGAGAACAUUUUGACAAUUCAGAAACUUCGGAGAAAGAAGGAAGUGAAGAAGCGAGUCUCAGUCGCUUUGUUUAUUUAUUUAUUACGUUCAUUUUCUUUUCUCUCUCCCUCCGCUUUGUAAUAAUAACGUGUACUGUAGGUGAGCUGUCUCAGCUCCUCGAGGACGAUGACGACGUCACCUGACCUGGAGACAGGGUUUUUCAGAAUCAUCACAGUUGCAGUGUUUACAAACCAUGUUUACUUACAGUCUACGAUAAUUAUGUGGAAGGUCUGGUGUGUAAGAAUUAAUGACAUCUAAUGGUAAGACGGCAGAUUGCCGCACUCUCCCCUAGCAUGUCGAGGAACUAUCCUGGCCUUUACAUGCCAGAAAGGUCAGAUGUCACUCCGCCUCCUUUUGUUAGUUUAUGCAUCGGGAUUAUGUAGGCGGAGCUGUUCUUCGUUUGCAUCAAAAUGGUGGCCCCUAUAAAGCAAGGUCCUUAUAUGAAACGCCAAUUCUAAUGCCACGAAAACCAAUCAAAUUUUAUUUUUAAUUUAAAGCAAUUAUCAAUUUCUGUCAAUUAAUACUCAUAA
Molecule: messenger RNA, 4646 nt
Organism: Solea senegalensis (Senegalese sole)
Lineage: Eukaryota; Metazoa; Chordata; Actinopteri; Pleuronectiformes; Soleidae
Gene: clip2
Product: CAP-GLY domain containing linker protein 2
Exons: 19
Coding region: 619-3771 (1050 amino acids)
Biological process (GO): cytoplasmic microtubule organization
Cellular component (GO): cytoplasm; microtubule plus-end; nucleus
Molecular function (GO): microtubule plus-end binding
Source: RefSeq, a predicted model, not a curated record